AUGAAAAAAGAAAUAAAGGACAGAAGAGAGCACUUAGAAAAACACUACACCCUUCUGACGAAAGAGGUCACCGAACAAGGAGAAAACUGGCACAAAGAAGUUAACAUUAUUGUAAAUGAACGGAAAUUUGAAAUUCAAGAAAUGAAAACAAGGCAUUUUGCUGCCUUACAAGAGGAGGAAGAUGAAAUCAAACAGAGCAUUUCAAAAGUAGAUGAGGGCAUACAAACUUUGAAUAAAUUACUAGAUUCCAACGACGUGUCUCAAACCAUGGCUUACAUAUCAAAAAACGCUGAUCUAAGGAAAAUGCCCCCAAGAAAAGGGAUUACUUUACCAAGUUUUACUUCAACUCUUAAGGUCGACAGGGUGCAGCUUCGUCGUAUGUUUGGUUCCUUGUCACCAUUAGCUAUUACAACAGAAGAGAGGGAUGACUUUGAUACACAAACAGCUGGUACAACCGCAACUGUUAAAAGAAUGCUUGAGGAAUCAAAGCUUAUCACCACCACAGAUACUGAAUAUAAAUUUCCUGUAAACCUACAAAGUAUUGCUUGUCUUGACGAAGAAACAUUCUGGGCUGGCGGAAAAGAUAAAUCAAUUAAACUCUAUAAUUUCAAUGGCAAUCUAAUGAAAGCUAUUCAAACCAGAUCAAGUAACCUUCCGGGUGAUAUAGCUGUGACAGGAAUUGGUGAUUUGAUUUAUACAGAUCCAGAUACAAAAACUGUCAACAUAGUAAAGAACGAGCAGAUCCAGGAAGUAAUCAGAUUAAGAGAAUGGAAACCACACAAUGUCUGUAGUACCAUCUCCGGUGACCUCCUCGUUUCCAUGGAAAGUUGUGAUAAAAGACCUUCCAAAAUUGUUCGUUACUCGGAUUUUAAAGAAAAGCAAACCAUUCAAUCUGAUAUUGAUAAUAAACCUUUAUUUUCAACUUAUCAUCUGAAAUACCUUUGUGAGAAUAAAAACCGAGAUAUUUGUGUUUCCGACUUCGGUGGGCGUGUUGUAGUUGUGAUCAAUCAAGCAGGUCGAGUACGAUUUAGAUUCUUUGGUCAUCCUUUUCACGCUAAAGGAUCAUUUCAGCCACUCGGAAUCGCAACGGACUCCAUAAGCCACAUAUUGGUAGCGGAUUACAACAGUCACUCUAUUCAUGUUCUUAACAAAGACGGUGAAUUUCUCUGUUAUAUUAACAGUUGCAAUUUAGACUUUCCCUGGGGUCUAUGUGUUGACAUCAAAGAUAAUCUUUUUGUGGCUGAGUGGCAUAGCGGUCAGGUGAAGAAAAUCAAAUAUUUGUCCGAUAUGUAUCAGCUACGUCAUUAUUGUUUCCUAUGA
This is a messenger RNA of Saccostrea cuccullata (small rock oyster), 1320 nucleotides long. RefSeq names its product tripartite motif-containing protein 2-like. Gene Ontology annotation, biological process: protein polyubiquitination; proteasome-mediated ubiquitin-dependent protein catabolic process. The coding region runs from base 1 to 1320 and encodes 439 amino acids. The transcript has a single exon. The record is from RefSeq and is a predicted model, not a curated record. NCBI's taxonomy places the organism in Eukaryota, Metazoa, Mollusca, Bivalvia, Ostreida, Ostreidae. Gene Ontology annotation, molecular function: ubiquitin protein ligase activity; protein binding.